CAAGAACGAUAACCCUAGGUCCAUAAUCGAAAUUCCAAAUUCCAAAUUCAUUGAGGAUUUUGAUUAGGAAUUCGCUCUGGUAUCUCUCCUUUAUUGAUCGUAGAUUGUGGGGGAAGAGAAAGAGAAGGAGAAGACGAAGAAGAUGUUCAGAUUUCUGUAAAAGACAAGUUUAGAAACAGAGAGAAGCAGAGGUUUGAAUCGGGGGAAGAACUACUACUGUAAAGCUGAAAACUUAAAGAGGAAUUCGAAUGCAUUAAUGGCGUAUCAACGUAUACUGAGUUUUUUGAUCAAUGAAAAACCCUAAUCAGGUAUCUGAAACUCAGCGGAGCUGUCGAUGCAUGUCUCCGGAUUCCCUCUCGAUCUAUAUUGGUAUCUCCAAAUCUUGGUCACAGCUCUUCUCAUUGGCGUUGGAUUACUCCAGCUUUUGAAGAGUACUGCAUCGAAGUACUUCAUGGUCGACGCCAAUUUCGAUUCUCCUGAACCGGCGUUGCCAGACGUCAACGCUACCAAGAUGGUGGAAACUGCCGCCUUGAAUGGGACAUCUUGCGUGGUUUGUGGCCAAUUGACGACGAAACAAUGCGCUGGAUGUAAACUUGUCAAAUACUGCUCGUCAGCUUGCCAAAAAUCUCACUGGGAAUCUGGUCAUAAGAAAAAUUGCAACAAACUCAAAACAUCUUCUUUUAAGGCAGGAUCAAUGUCUUCUCCCCAAAGUUGUAGCAGUACCACUGGAGCUGCAACGUUUGCUGUCAAUGGAAACAAAGAUAUUGUCAAGCAGGUCAAAAAGAUUCUCUUUCCUUAUGAAGAAUUUCUGGGACUUUUUAAUUGGACAAAAACUGGUUUUCCUCCAUGUGGACUAUUAAAUUGUGGUAACAGUUGCUUUGCUAAUGCGGUUCUGCAGUGCCUUGCUUCCACUAGGCCACUUGUUGCCUUUUUGUUGGAGAAAGGCCAUCAACGAGAAUGCAGGCGUAAUGAUUGGUGCUUCUUAUGUGAAUUCCAAACCCACAUUGAAAGAGCCAGCAGGAGCUCACAACCUUUUUCACCAAUAAAUAUUCUUUCACGUUUGCCUAAUAUUGGUGGCAAUCUUGGUUAUGGAAAACAAGAGGAUGCUCACGAGUUUCUCAGGUUUGCAAUUGAUAGAAUGCAAUCAGUGUGCUUGGACGAGUUUGGUGGUGAAAAGGCUCUUCAUCCUAGCUCCCAAGAAACCACACUUAUUCAGCAUAUAUUUGGAGGUCAUCUCCAAUCUCAGGUGAUUUGCACAAAAUGUAACAACGUUUCAGAUCAGUACGAAAAUAUGAUGGAUUUAACGGUAGAAAUUCAUGGGGAUUCUGCUUCUUUGGAGGAAUGUUUGGACCAAUUCACAGCCAAAGAGUGGCUUCAUGGGGACAAUAUGUAUAAAUGCGACGGGUGCAAUGAAUAUGUAAUGGCAUGGAAGCGUCUUACUAUUCGACGAGCUCCAAAUAUUUUAACAAUAGCUCUGAAGAGGUUUCAGAGUGGUAGGUUUGGAAAACUCAACAAGAGGAUAACUUUCCCUGAGACAUUAGAUCUUAGCCCUUACAUGAGUGAGUCUGGAGAUGGUACUGACCUAUACAAGCUUUAUGCUGUUGUAGUACAUGUGGACAUGCUGAAUGCUUCUUUUUUCGGCCACUACAUUUGCUAUACGAAAGAUUUGUCAGGAUCCUGGUACUUGAUUGAUGAUUCCAAGGUUUCUAAGGUUGAUUUAGAGGAGGUUCUCUCGCAAGGAGCUUAUAUGCUUUUGUAUAGCAGGGUUUGUGUUCAACCAGAAUGUCUAAGGCAUACCGAGUUUCUAGGCUCUGAGGAGCAACAUGAGAAAGUUGUUGAAAUAGAAAAAGCCAUCUCUUCAGAAAACUCAAUUCAAGAAUUUGCUCAGUUUGAGUCUAUAGAUGAUGUUCUUGAUAUGGUUUCCUCAACUUCUUCGGGUUGCAGAUCUAUAGAAAAUGUGCAAGAAAACACAGAGAUGUUUGAUUCUGAUGAGCCAAUCGUGGAUGCUUCUCAAAUUGAACAAAAUGCUUCCAUUAACCUGUCAAAUAGUUUAUAUGAGCCGGUUUCCUUAAACGGAGAAGUUAAACUUAAACCCGAGUGUCAUGAUUUGGUUUCUAACUUAACUAGAGGUGUGAAAAGCAUUGACGAGAUCGUGUGUGGACAAAAUGGCGAAACAUCUUGCAGUGUUCCAAACGAGGAUCUAAUAAUUUCGGAUGAAGUCCAACACGGAAAGAACUUUGCUGACCAACCGCUCGGGAAUAGUAACAGAUCUGGAAAGAGUUUAUUAGCAAGGAUUAACGAAACAGAAGAGAAAUUACUAGGAGCAAAAUUGAAGCCUCUGAUUGCUUCUGGUUUUUUUGGGGAGCGUCCGAGAAUGUAAAAGAUUUUAGACAUCAAAAAUAGAAGGGACUCGUCCAGAAACCGGGUAAUUUUUGCUUCUAAUAGAUGAAUAAAUGAAUUGGUUGAAUUAUUAGGUGGAACGGAACAUAUCUUUGAGCUUCUUUUUUUUAAAUUUAAUUUGAUGGGAUGUUGAAUGAAUGAAGUCUUCAUCCCUCCUUUUAACAUAUUCAGAUGAUAUUAUUUAUGAGUAGAAAACAGUAAAAGAGAGCAGAAAAUCUUGUGGAGGAAGAAGGAAGGAUUGAUUUAUGAUUGGUUGGCUUAGUUUUAGGUUAUUUGAUUGUUGGAGUUGCAGAUUUUCCAAAUCCUAAAUAAUGGGUGAUGAUGAUGAUCAUAUGUUCAAUCUAGAGAUUUUUUGUCGUUUUUUUUUUGUAUUUGUUCUUUCGGUUGUUGUUGAAUGGUCUCAAUCUUUAUUUACGAGAAUUUCCUCUUAUGGAUU
Molecule: messenger RNA, 2836 nt
Organism: Impatiens glandulifera
Lineage: Eukaryota; Viridiplantae; Streptophyta; Magnoliopsida; Ericales; Balsaminaceae
Product: ubiquitin carboxyl-terminal hydrolase 18
Exons: 11
Coding region: 335-2380 (681 amino acids)
Biological process (GO): protein deubiquitination
Cellular component (GO): nucleus; cytosol
Molecular function (GO): cysteine-type endopeptidase activity; cysteine-type deubiquitinase activity
Source: RefSeq, a predicted model, not a curated record